This is a messenger RNA of Aricia agestis (brown argus), 760 nucleotides long. It is a transcript of the gene RpL10Ab, whose product is annotated as 60S ribosomal protein L10a. Gene Ontology annotation, cellular component: large ribosomal subunit. The record is from RefSeq and is a predicted model, not a curated record. Gene Ontology annotation, biological process: translation. The transcript is spliced from 5 exons. Bases 90 to 740 code for a protein of 216 amino acids. Lineage: Eukaryota; Metazoa; Arthropoda; Insecta; Lepidoptera; Lycaenidae. Gene Ontology annotation, molecular function: RNA binding; structural constituent of ribosome.
AAAAGUGUCAAAAUCACGUCAAAAUUGAAAAUUAAAAUUGUGCGUUUCUUUUGGAUAUUGACGUCCGUCGGUGAGGGAGGUUAUUAAAGAUGUCGAAAGUAUCGCGUGAUACGCUUUACGAGUGCGUAAAUGCCGUCCUUCAGGCAUCGAAGGACAAAAAACGUCACUUCUUGGAGACUGUUGAACUACAAAUCGGAUUGAAGAACUAUGACCCACAAAAGGACAAGCGUUUCUCCGGCACUGUCAAGCUCAAGUACAUUCCUAGGCCUAAAAUGCAAGUGUGUGUUCUGGGUGACCAGCAGCACUGUGACGAGGCCAAGACCCUGAAUGUACCGUGCAUGGACGCCGAGGCUUUGAAAAAGCUGAACAAGAACAAGAAGCUUGUGAAGAAACUAGCCAAGAAGUAUGAUGCUUUCCUGGCGUCUGAGUCUCUUAUCAAGCAGAUCCCUCGUCUCUUAGGCCCCGGUCUUAACAAAGCCGGAAAGUUCCCUGGUCUGUUAUCUCACCAGGAAUCCAUGACCCAAAAGAUUGAUGAAGUCAAGGGCACUAUCAAAUUCCAGAUGAAGAAGGUACUUUGUCUGUCGGUUGCUGUUGGUCAUGUAGACAUGACACCUGACGAGCUGGCACAGAAUGUCCACUUGUCAAUCAACUUCUUGGUGUCUCUGCUGAAGAAGCACUGGCAGAACGUACGAUCACUUCACAUGAAGUCCACCAUGGGGCCACCCCAAAGAUUGUACUAAUUUUAAUAUACUUUGACUAC